CACUAUUCCCUUUCCAGUUCUUCUGUAGCCUAUCAGAAGCAUGCUGCGCAAAUCGGAUGGUAUAUAAUGACGCGUCGUAGUGCCAGAAAGCACGCAUUUUGCAUCCUACAUUGAGAGAGAAAGUUUCGCUGUCAGUUUUUGUUUUGAUAUAAGUUAUGGCUCGUACCAAGCAGACCGCUCGCAAAUCGACUGGUGGAAAAGCUCCACGCAAGCAGUUGGCUACUAAAGCUGCACGUAAAAGUGCACCAGCUACUGGUGGUGUUAAGAAGCCUCAUCGUUAUAGACCUGGAACAGUUGCUCUUCGUGAAAUCCGACGUUACCAGAAAAGUACCGAGCUUUUAAUCCGUAAAUUACCAUUCCAACGACUCGUACGUGAAAUCGCUCAGGAUUUCAAGACUGAUCUGAGAUUCCAAAGUUCUGCUGUAAUGGCUUUACAAGAAGCUAGCGAAGCUUAUCUUGUGGGAUUAUUCGAAGAUACCAAUUUGUGCGCAAUUCAUGCAAAACGCGUCACCAUCAUGCCUAAAGACAUUCAGCUGGCUCGACGAAUUCGUGGAGAAAGAGCUUAAGCAUUAGCUUUUAUGAUACAAUCGGCCCUUUUCAGGGCCAAAAUUGGUCGUAAUGUAGUAAUUCGCGGUUUCAGCUAUAUCGAUAAUAGUUUUACUUUGAAUUUAGGAACAAAAUAUUUGUCAGACUUAUUCCAUCCAAUAUAAUACCUACGUUCAACAUUCUUAUCAAUUGCAGAUAACUUUAUAAUUCUCGAUAACAAUCGGUGCCAACUAAAUACAUACUAUCUCGGAAUGAUAUUUAUGACCGUUAAAAAUAUCUAAAGAACGUCGCAUGAGGUUUUUUCCGCUUAAAAUGAAACAGCUGCUCUCAGCACCUGGUUUUUAGAAUGGUACUUUCCUGAACAGUGCCUAUUGUAUUGUUCCCUCAAUUUUCAGCUACCUUAGAACAGGUUUAGCAGAUGUUGCAGUAAAUGAAA
Osmia lignaria (orchard mason bee) is the source of this 982-nucleotide messenger RNA. RefSeq names its product histone H3. The record is from RefSeq and is a predicted model, not a curated record. Gene Ontology annotation, cellular component: nucleosome. Lineage: Eukaryota; Metazoa; Arthropoda; Insecta; Hymenoptera; Megachilidae. Gene Ontology annotation, molecular function: DNA binding; protein heterodimerization activity; structural constituent of chromatin.